This is a messenger RNA of Drosophila montana, 1099 nucleotides long. RefSeq names its product Nimrod B5 (gene NimB5). The coding region runs from base 43 to 1014 and encodes 323 amino acids. The record is from RefSeq and is a predicted model, not a curated record. The transcript is spliced from 3 exons. Lineage: Eukaryota; Metazoa; Arthropoda; Insecta; Diptera; Drosophilidae.
AAAACUGAAUCGAAAAUAAAAGUGGAGGACGUGGGCAACAAAAUGCGUGCUCUCAGGCAUGCCCAGGGUCUAAGCCAGUUGCUGCUGCUGCUGAUGUGCCUGGCCAGGAUUGGGGCGCAUGUGCCCAGCUACUCGGAAUAUGAUGCGCCCACUCGCUAUGACAACCGACGGGGGCAGCAGGAGGGGCAUCGCUAUGCUGGCGGUGGCAACAGGCAACAUGCUGCCCCACAGACACUCUACCAGCGUCCGGGCACCGUGAACUUUGACAUGGUGGAGCAGACAGCAGCCCAGCAGCCGCUUAGGCGUGAGUAUUUGCUGCGUGCCCACGAGGGCGUUCCGAGUCGUGACCAGCACAAAUGUCGCAUUUGGGUACCUGCGGAAACUGUGUCCAAAUAUCCGCUGGCCAGUCUCAUCCAGACAGACAUGUCCAACAAGCUGUCCUCGAUCGAGGUCUGCUGCACCGGAUACACGCCCACCCGCCUGAAGGGCGUCACCGUCUGCCGGCCCAUUUGCAGCUGCCAGAACGGGGGAUGCCGUGUGCCCGGCGAGUGCGAUUGCUAUGAGGGCUUUGUGCGCAAUGACAACGGCGACUGCGUCUUCGCGUGUCCCAUUGGCUGCCAGAACGGACGCUGCUAUCUGGACGGCAGCUGCCAGUGCGACAUGGGCUACAUGCUGGACGAGACCCGGCGCUUCUGCCGGCCCAUCUGCAGCAGCGGCUGCGGCAAUAACCCGCGUCACAAUUGCACCGAACCGGAGGUCUGCAGCUGCGCCAAGGGCUAUCAGUUGACCAAUGAAGGCUGCCAGCCCGUUUGUGACCCGGACUGCGGCAUCGGUGGCAUCUGCAGGGACAACAAUCAGUGCGACUGCGGUCCUGGCUACACGCUCAAGGAUGGCGUCUGCCAGAGCGAUUGCUAUCAAAAAUGCUACAACGGGAUUUGUGUGAGUCGCAAUCGUUGCAUCUGUGAUCCCGGCUUUACGUAUCACGAACAGUCCACGAUUUGUGUGCCCUUCUGAGAGUCAGCUUCAAGAACCUUACGAUCGCUUGCUUUAUUUGUAAUUGUUAUUAUAAAUAAAAUAUAAUUUCAUUAAAUUUAACAAA